ACCUAUCCUUUGAACUUGAUUGCAGACUUCCUAUCAAAUGAUAAAAAAUAGCCUUCGCUCUUCACUUUAUGGAAUUACAUGGUGUGUUAGAUAGUGCGAGAAGAGAACCUCGAUGGAAAUCUUCGCUUUAUAUUCCACAUGGAAUUCAAUAGAUCGGGUUACUUCCUCGACAAAUUUUUUCUUGAUGCUGUGUUUCCGCGAUUUGAUAUGAUUCGGUGGAGACGGCUUUAAAAGACAUCUUCCUUCCAUCCUAACACAGAAAACAGGCCAAGUCAGAUGAAGACGUCCAAAUCCACUUUGCAGUGAAUAAAUAAUUCCACAUUUUAACCCGGGUUUUCAAAAAGCUUUUCGUAAGACGAAAUUUUUUCAUCGUGUAUCCGCAGACUGUCUUUAAUAGGACACAGUUUGGUUGAACACAGUGGUUUCGGUUCAAAACAAGAUGAGGAUUGGGGAUCCUACACGGAAUUAUUUCUCUAAGGUCCGCUGUCGCUACAUACUGCUCACCAUAGUUCUCGUAAUUGUGGUGGCACUCUAUGUCACAAUGAACUUAAAAAACUAUGGUCUUUACACUGGAAAUCAUCCUUUCUUCGCAGCUCAACCGUGUCAAUACCUCAACUCGAAAGAGAAAGGACAACUUUUGAAGAUGGCGCAUACAGUGCAUAAGAUUCUUGAUGGCUUUGGUAUAGAACAUUGGCUCGUUUACGGAUCUGUUUUUGGCGCUGUUCGGGCGCACGGCCCUUUGCCGUGGGACAAUGACGUAGAUAUUGGUUUUAACGGCUCAGGGACAUUCGCCACAAUGGAUUUUAACAAGUUUUUAGCCGCUUUUAAAGACAAUGGACUGAAAGUUUAUUACAGAAGGUGGAUCACAAGCAACGUGAUGAAAGUUUACAAGGAUGAUCAACCUCAUAUCAAAGUAGACCUGUUUGCCUUUUACAAUUAUCGUGGUUGGAUGAAGCGCGCCGGGCUAGAAACGUGGAUCUUUGCAUUGAAUUAUAAUUUACACGAUACGUAUCCGGCGAGACUAGUAGAAAAGCCUCUACCUAUGGUCCGAUUUGGUUACUUUAAAUUACCGGCUCCAAGGGAAGGCCUUACAAUUCAACAAUACCUUUACCCCGACGACUGGUGGAAAGAAGUGAAACCUGUCACCUAUCUAUCUUUAAGACGUUAUUAGUGGAGGGGGACUCUAUAGCUGGGAAAAUCACAAGCUCAGCAGAAGCAGCAUCACAGCCUUUACGUUCUUGUCUGUCCUGAAAAGCUAAAGGAAUUGAUGAUGAUACACAACAUGUGUCCAAAACCCUUAUUUCGUGCCAAGCACAUCAUCGCACUCACUCUGGUUAUAUCAGUCCCGGUAACACUUUAUGUCUCUCUUAGCAUGAGAGGGUAUGCGAGUUACACUGGAAGAAAUCCUUUACAACCUGCACAAUGUCAGUACUUCAGCAAAACACAAGGAGAAAAGUUCUUAAAUCUGACUUACAAAGUUCACAAGAUUCUCGAACAGCUUGGCAUAGAUCACUGGCUAAUGUACGGAUCAGUGUUUGGGGCAAUCCGCGUUCAGGGUCCUUUGCCAUGGGAUUAUGAUGUUGACAUUGGUCUCAAUGGUUCAGAAUGGAUAGCUUCGAUGAAUUUGGACCAGUUUGUGUCAGCUUUUGAGUCACAAGGACUGAAAGUGAAUCAGAAAUCGUGGACCAGUCUACGUUUGCUUAAAAUUACCACCGACGAUCUGCCUCUCUACAAGGUCGAGUUGUUUGUUUUUAAUAACCAUCGUGGAUGGAUGAAAAGAGCUGGUUGGGAGUCAUGGCUAUUUUGGCUGCAUUAUAGAUUUUACCAUACAUUUCCUACCCGAUUAAUAAUAAAACCGCUACCACGAGUUCCAUUUGGUUUCUUCAAAAUGCCGGUACCCAGGGGAGGGAUUGAGAUUCAACGAUACCUUUACCCAGACGAUUGGUGGAAAGAGUUCAAACCUGUCGCCUGUGUUUAACGUAUUCUACCAAGCUUUAGGAUUCCAUCUUUUAACCUUGAAAGUUCUCCCGUAUGCUACACUGAGAGAGUCUAUUGUUAUUAAUUUCAUUAAAGAUUGAAAUUGUUCAUUUGUUUCCGCUACGAGCGUGUUGUCCUUCUCUUGUUACUGGAGCGGCGCUUUAGCGGGUGGGAGCGGCACUCAAAAGAG
Messenger RNA from Pocillopora verrucosa, 2167 nucleotides. Its product is annotated as ribitol 5-phosphate transferase FKRP. Lineage: Eukaryota; Metazoa; Cnidaria; Anthozoa; Scleractinia; Pocilloporidae. The record is from RefSeq and is a predicted model, not a curated record.